Solenopsis invicta (red fire ant) is the source of this 1846-nucleotide messenger RNA. RefSeq names its product N-alpha-acetyltransferase 10 (gene vnc). Lineage: Eukaryota; Metazoa; Arthropoda; Insecta; Hymenoptera; Formicidae. The record is from RefSeq and is a predicted model, not a curated record. Gene Ontology annotation, biological process: N-terminal peptidyl-glutamic acid acetylation. Gene Ontology annotation, molecular function: protein-N-terminal-glutamate acetyltransferase activity; protein N-terminal-serine acetyltransferase activity. Gene Ontology annotation, cellular component: NatA complex. Bases 919 to 1473 code for a protein of 184 amino acids. The transcript is spliced from 2 exons.
GGUGGAGGGGAUGAGAAACAUAACCUGUACGCGGACCUGUCUUGCCGUUUCGAUUUUCAAAAUGGCGUGCCGAGCGUGAUAGGCCAGGCGAGGAGACUCGCCACGCGUUGUCAUCGUCGCGGUCGUCGUCGCGACAUCCGGUAUUAUUCUGUUGUGAUCGUUAACAUCGUUAAGUUGCGAGCACGUGUACGGUGCAGCUCGCGCGAAGUUGUUCCUGAAGAAAGUUGGAGAAGUAAUGCCAUCGCUCGCGCGCACGGCGUAGGACGUAGGGAAAUCAUUUCUUCCUCUCGUUUCUCUUUUUCUUCUUUUUUUUACCCUCUUUUUUUCGUUUUCCGUACCUUGAUGGAGAUCCCGAUGGAGAUCUCGAUGGAAAUCUUCCUGACGGCGUUCUCCGUGGUAUUCAGUCUAUUAAUAGUGUUCCUCCUUGUUGUGAUAGGUAAGCACUCGUAUCAGGGCGCUGGUGCCUUGAUCACGACGUCCCGACAUAAUUACGUCAUCAGCGGGGAAAUAAAAAAACACGCGGGUUUGGCGGCACAAGUUUCUUGUUUUGUGCGUUUAACGAGCGCAGAUUGCGUGCUGGUACUGUAAAACGCGAACGUGCAUAGACACCUAACUGCGAUCUAGCAUUUUCUAAAUUUAGUGCAACACUCAUACACAACUCACGUUGUUUUUUUGUUGGUACUUAGUUUGGACGUUCUUCCUAUCACGAUUCCGUUUUGUGAGAGAACUAACUGGAAAUGGAAUGAGCGAGUCGUCAUCAGUUAACGAUUUGAAGAACGGUCGCGCACGCAUAAAGAAACUUCGCCGUGACUAAAUACCAGACAAUAAAAAUUGGAGUAUUAUCAAUAAUUCAAGCUCAACAAUUGUGUGAAGCAAAAAUAAUUUUGGAUACCUCUUGACAGAAUAUAUCCGAUCAAAAUGUCCGUGAACAUACGUUGUGCUACUACGGAAGACUUGCUGAAUAUACAGCAUUGCAAUUUGCAAUGCUUACCUGAGAAUUACCAAAUGAAAUAUUAUCUCUACCAUGCUCUCUCAUGGCCACAAUUGAGUUACGUAGCAGAAGACGAGAAGGGAAGGAUAGUUGGAUACGUACUUGCCAAGAUGGAGGAAGAUUGCGAGGAUAAUCCCCACGGACACAUUACCAGUCUGGCUGUGAAACGCUCCCACAGAAGACUGGGCAUCGCGCAGAAGCUGAUGAAUCAGGCCUCACGGGCGAUGGUGGAGUGCUUCGGAGCAAAAUACGUUUCGUUGCAUGUGCGUAGAAGUAAUCGUGCAGCUCUCAACUUAUAUACAAGUAGCUUACAGUUCGAGGUAUCGGAAGUAGAGCCAAAAUAUUACGCAGACGGCGAAGACGCUUAUGCUAUGAAACGAGAUCUCACCAGCUUCCAUCAUGAGAAGGCUCUUCGAGAUAGAGCGCACAAAGAAGGCAACGUUCACACGCAUCUAGGCAGAUGCUGCGGCGAUCACUCUUAGUCCGUUCAUCAUAACCGGAUUAAUACUUAAGUCGUUCGAUGAUGAGAAUAAAUGUGCUGCAUAUCUUUUGCAAGAAAUGACUGGAGAUGUCUGGAAAUGUCUGGAGACUGUAUGUCUACAAGAUGAAACUAAUUAUGAAUACUUUGUUACUUCUUGCACGGAGCAAGAACUUCUAUUUAUCAGAGUUUGACCUGGUACAUGAAGUAAAAAUAUUUUAUAUGCGGCUGGUGGAUAAAAGUUGUUAAAGUUUGCACAAUGGAGUAAGAUUGGACUUUUGGGGCUGUUGUAUCUUUCAGUUCAAUUUCAAUAAGCAAUGUAAAACUUAUAAAUUGACUUAUAAAUACAUAAGAAAUAAAGGAUUUUGGGCAGUCUA